Molecule: messenger RNA, 1302 nt
Organism: Prorocentrum cordatum
Lineage: Eukaryota; Dinophyceae; Prorocentrales; Prorocentraceae
Source: the annotation of a GenBank genome assembly
AUGACCAAGGCGAUGAGCAUGGCCAAGGUGAUGAAGAUGGAUCCGAAGGCUUCGCAACUCUUGCAGAUCAUGAUGAGCAGGGAGCUGGCGAACCUCGGCAAGAAGGAGUACAUCAAGUCGGUCGACUACGAGCAGCAGCUCAUGCAGAUGUUCAAGGAGCAGGGCUGGAAAGGAGUGGAGCACGAUGAUGCAGAUCAAGAGGCGAAGGAGGUCGGGCUCACAGGCGACGACAAGAAGUUGUGGGACCUCCUCGACGAAGCUCGCGCGACGGGCUUCAUGUUCAACAAGAGGACCGCCCUCGGCAGCAGGUUCGAGCGCUGGAUGAAGAAGCACUGGACGCAGGAGGCGCAGAAGCAGCACGAGCAGGCCUCCUCGACUUUCAAGCAGGCCAAGCGCCAGGACUGGGCCAAGGAGCGGUUCGAGUCGAUUGAGAAGACGAGGAAGAUGAUCGAGGAGCACGUGGAGUCCGAGCAGCUGAUCGGCAAGCCGAUGAACCUCGACCAGCUGAUCAUAGAUCAGGGAGGAUUCGACAGGCCGAGUGCUGUGCAGGGAGCGCUCAACAUAGCGAUGACAAUGAUACGCAAGGGACCGCCGUUCGUUUCGAUCAACCCAGACUCAUCGAGAAUCGAGUUCUGCAGGCGGGUGAAGAAGACCGUGCUCGACAAGCGCAAGAGCUACCAGAACAUCACGACGGAGUCCAACUUCAAGAAGGCCAGAACGGGGACGUCAUCGGGAUCGGCUGACGAAGGCUCCGCACCUGCCGUGGCCGCACCUGCCGAUGGAGAUGGAUCUGUCGAGACGCCUGCGGCACGCGGCAUGCAAGCGGUCGAGGAGACACCGAUCAAGGACACGGACAAGGACAAGGAGAAGGACAAGGCUGCGAGGGUGAAGGCCAAGGCGAAGCCGAAACCUGCACCAGGCAAGCACAGCAAGCGGGGCGAGAAGCCAAAGACACCAGAGGGAAAGGCCCUGAUCAAGAAGAUCCAGGAGACGGUCAACCUCUACGCGACUAGCACCAGGUCCGUCAUCAAGAUCGCCUCCACCGACCCGAAUUGGGCUACCGUGAAGGGCUUCGCGCCGAAGAUCCAGAAGCAGCUGGAGAAGGUCGAGAACCUCAACUCGGACAACAGCGUUUUCAGCGCGAUCAUGGUGCACGGCGUCGACUACCAGGACGGCUUCAGCAGCGAGGAGCGCUACGCGGCGUGCACGGCGAUCAUGGCGCAGCUCGAGAAGCUCAGGACCAUGGUGAACAAGCUGCGCCAGAUGCACUCGCUGGGCGCGGGCGACGAUGAUUCGGACUGA